Molecule: messenger RNA, 3656 nt
Organism: Xenopus tropicalis (tropical clawed frog)
Lineage: Eukaryota; Metazoa; Chordata; Amphibia; Anura; Pipidae
Gene: pcsk7
Product: proprotein convertase subtilisin/kexin type 7
Exons: 16
Coding region: 137-2404 (755 amino acids)
Biological process (GO): proteolysis
Cellular component (GO): Golgi apparatus; cytoplasm; endomembrane system
Molecular function (GO): serine-type peptidase activity; serine-type endopeptidase activity
Source: RefSeq, a predicted model, not a curated record
GGCAGAUACUGUAUUAUUUGCGAAGAGAAAUGCCAAAAUGAUGAGUUGAGUUUAACCCAACGGAGAAUGGGCCACUUUAUCAGUAUCGGGUCCUAAUGCACUUGCUGGACUGCCCUUCGGGGAAUGGGCCAUCAGAAUGUAUCCCUUUCCUGUCUCCUCCUUGUGCCUUUGCUGUUAUAUCACUUUCGUUGUCUUCCACUCUCCCCCAACACAUGCUGCCUGCUCUCUGCACAACAUGGAGGAUGUCAGCUCUGGAGAUGAGCUGACCUGGGCUGUGCAUCUGGACUCAUCAGGUUCCAGUGGACAAAAGGAGAAAAUGGAUGCCUUUGCAGAGCAACUUUCCAGAUCCACAGGACUACAGAACCGAGGUGUUAUAGGGGAGCUAAAGGACCAUUACCUAUUUGCCUACAGGGGAAGUAUUCAAUGCCAAGAGGAUGCUCGAAGGAAAGCCCAUGAACUUUUUACACAGCAUGAAGGUGUGAGGUGGUAUUCAGAGCAAAAACUACUGAAGAGAUCUAAAAGGAGUUUGCACUUUAAUGACCCCAAAUAUCCACAGCAGUGGCACUUGCACAAUGCUCGAAAUCCUGGAAUGGACAUUAAUGUUACCGGGGUGUGGGAAAGGAAUGUGACUGGUCGUGGGGUCACUGUGGUGGUUGUGGAUGAUGGAGUCCAACACACUAUCCAAGACAUCCAGCCAAAUUAUAGCCCUGAGGGUAGCUAUGAUUUGAACUCUAAUGACCCAGACCCAAUGCCUCACCCUGAUGGUGGCAGUGACAACCGUCAUGGGACUCGCUGUGCUGGGGAAAUUGCUGCAGUUCCCAAUAACAGUUUUUGUGCAGUUGGUGUGGCCUUUGGCAGCCGGAUUGCAGGAAUCCGUGUCCUGGAUGGACCUCUUACAGACAGCAUGGAAGCUAUUGCAUUCAACAAGCACUAUCAGAUCAAUGAUAUCUAUAGCUGCAGCUGGGGUCCUGAUGAUGAUGGUAAAACAGUAGAUGGCCCUCAUCAGCUUGGAAAGGCCGCACUGCAGCAUGGAGUAAUUGCUGGACGUAAGGGAUUUGGGAGUAUUUUUGUGGUUGCUAGUGGUAAUGGAGGCCAGUUUAGCGAUAACUGUAACUACGACGGAUACGCUAACUCCAUCUACACUGUUACCAUAGGUGCAGUUAAUGAAGCGGGUAAAAUGCCAUUUUAUGCAGAGGAGUGUGCAUCAAUGUUAGCAGUGACCUUUAGUAGUGGUGACAAAUUGAUGAGGAGUAUUGUGACAUCUGACUGGAAUCUGCAGAAAGGGACAGGAUGCACUGAAGGUCACACAGGGACUUCUGCAGCUGCACCUAUUGCAGCCGGGAUGAUCGCUCUAAUGUUGCAGGUCCGUCCAUGUCUGACGUGGAGGGAUAUCCAGCAUAUCAUUGUGUUCACAGCUACCAAGUAUGAAGAUCGUCAGGCAGCCUGGGAAACUAAUGGAGCUGGUUUUAGCCAUAGUCAUCAGCAUGGAUUUGGACUGUUAAACGCCUGGCGUCUCACCAAUGCAGCUAAGGUAUGGGAGUCAGUACCCUAUUUAGCGUCAUAUAUUAGCCCUGUGUUUAAAGAGCGCAAACAGAUUCCUCUAAUGCCUAAUACACUUGAAGUAUACUGGAAUGUGACUACUGCCGACCUCCACCUCUCUGGAAUGAAGACACUAGAACAUGUGGCAGUAACAGUAACUAUUGCACAUCCAUGUCGUGGAAAUCUAGAGAUUCGUCUGUUUUGUCCAAGUGGUAUGUCCUCACUUAUUGGAGCCACUCGUAGGAUUGACAUGGACCCAAAUGGUUUCUCAGACUGGACGUUUUCCACAGUCCGGUGCUGGGGAGAGAGUGCAGAAGGAACUUACAGAAUGGUGGUUAGUGAUAUAGGUGAUGAGUCUCUUCGACCUGGUGUUUUGCAGCAAUGGCAAUUAACACUUUAUGGAUCCUCCUGGUCCUCUGAGGAUGUAGCAGAAAGAAGGAGGGUGGUUGAAGAUGCACAAAGUGGAAAAUUUCUAAACAGUAACUUUUCUCUUCCUUGUCCUCCUGGUCUUUUGAUUGCUGAACAGGAAGGCUAUAUCAUCACCAACAACACUCUUCGGACAUUGUUGCUCUUGGGCUGUUUUGCUGUAUUCUGGUCCCUCUAUUACACAUUGGAGUUGUACUGGUCUCGGGGUCCUAGCAACGGAGAUUUGGAUCUGAGCUGUGAGGAAUCAAACUGCAGCUGGUCCUGUUCCCAAAGAACUCCAAGCCCACAAGAUCUUGAGGUGGGCAGUGAGUCAGUGCCCUUGUUUGGGGUGGAGCAAGAAGAAGAAAAUGAGGUCACUCCACCCCACAUGUACCAUACCUCACAGCCAGGCAGAACACGAAGUCCUACAGAUCUCAGACACUUGACCUCUGAGCUCUAACUACAGAAAGGCGGAAGCGCACUGGAUGCCUGCAACCCUGAUAGGACUGAAUGUGGCAUAAUGAAUGUUGAAUGCAUAAUUAUGAAUGUGAUGGAAGUCUCAGAAAUAGACUUGUUUUUUAUAUUUUUUUUUGCAAAAUGGCGAGACCACAAUGACUUUGAAGUGCACACUAUCUUAUUGGUAAUGUAUUGCACUGGUACAUGCCUUCCAUCAAUGUGGCAUUUAGCAUCUCUGCUAAAAGUGGAAGGCACCUAUGCUUUUGACUGAGACGGACAGGUUGUUAGGGAGGCAGUUUAUAUAGAUCUGCUGCCAUCAUAUGAUCCAGUUUGUCUCUUCAUUUAUAUUUGCCUAGAUUUGCACAUGAGGAGUAUCCAAAUUUAGACCCAAAAUUCUUCAGACUAUAUUUUGUAGUUACAAUAUGAACAUAAACAUGGUAUUGAUCAGGGGCAAAUUUACCAAAGUUUAAAAAAGUUACUUUUCCCAUUAGAGUUUGCCAGUAAUCCCACUGGAUUAAUAUAACAUUCUCACUUGGUUAUAAAAGCUUCCCCGCUCCACCACUGUGUUUUUUACCAUUGCUCAUCAGAUAGGGCAACUUAUAUAAUAAUGUUUUAUUCACUCACAAAAUAACAAGAAAAUGCUGGAACAUCCCAUUGUUUUCAGGGACAAAUUGGUUUUUAAGGAAAAAUAUUUUUUUUUCUUCUCAAGUGCUGAUGUAUCUGCCCCCCGAGCCUGCUCCCAAUUUAUUAAGAUGCCAUAUUUACUCAACACAAAUAUUAGUAUUGUCCGUUUGCUGUGUAGCUUAUAGAAAUAAUCAGAUGGAACAUCUCUAGUGUGGACCAUGUUAAGUAAAAAUAUGUUCUACUCCUAGUUACAUUUACCAACAAAAGUGUUAGGCUAUGUCAGAAGGAAGGCACAUCUUGGCAGUAUUGCACUUAUAGCGCAGUCAUUGCCUGGUCAGAGUGGCACUGGGGUGGAGGAACCCCUGCUGCUGUCUCUAUAGGCUUAUAGUAAUGUCUGCUUUGCUGUUUUUCAGAGCCACCCCUCCCAGAUAUCAUAGCCUUGAGGUAUCCACCUAGAUAUUUAUGGCUGCAGCAUUUUAGUGGCAUCUUGCUGGAAAGCCAUAAAAGAGCUAGAUGCCUUGUACCAUGAAGAGCUUUUUGCAAAUUCUAGGCUAACAUCUGCAGUGAUUUGAUUGGUUGAUGUUAUCUAGCAUCACACAACUUGUUUCUGAUUUUAAAGGAACAGUAACACC